GAAGCUGAAGAGGAAACUACUUUCAUUCCAAUCAAUUCACACAAUGAAAGAAGACCUGAAUCUGGUGACAACUCUGGAGAUGGCAAAGGUGGAAACCCUGAAAACUGAGUGGCAGUAUAAAUUUUGGAGCCAGAUCUAUCAGGGCCAUCUCAGCCAUGAACGCAAGAACCAAAGGGAAGUGACCAUUUCCCCCAAGUGAAUCCUGGGCUAUCGAAUAAAGCAGCUCAUCCCCCCGAACAAGGAGAAGGCGAAGAAGUAUGGUGGUUCAUCCUGUUUAGGAAAGUCCUUGAGUUUGGAGGAUUCCAGAAACAUGAAGGAGAAGGUGCUGGACGUAGUGAGAGUCCUCCAUGAUCUGACUUAGGAGAAAAAGAUGUGCUAAUCUUCCUCAUUAAGUGUCUUCAGCAAGGAUGGGCAACUGUAGGAUCUAGAGCAGAGGGUGUCCAAGGUCCUGAUCUCUAGUAAGCUGCAGCUGGAGGACCCAGCAGGUCCUCUCCUAAGCAGCCUUGUUAAUGCUGCUGGGAUCUUGCAGGUGUGCACAGAAGCCAUUCUGGACCUCCUGGAUGCCCUGAUAAAGCUGUCUGAGGAGCAACAGCUUGUGGCUGAGGCCCUGGAGAAGGGGACCCUGCCCCUGUUGAAGGACCAGGUAGAGUCUAUCCUUGAGCAGAAUUGGGGUACGUAAGCCAGCAAUCCCUAUGACAUGGACUGUGACCCUGAGGCAUGAAUGCUCUGUGCCUUCUAUGUUGCUCUCACCAUCUUGCUGCAGCUGGGUGGGGAGCCUACUCCUGUCUCUUCCUAACUACAAAAGCCCUUUAACUGUUCUCACAAGCCUCUGGGGUCUCCCCUCCCCAGUCCAUCUUCACUGCCAACACCACCACAGUCACCUGUCACUAAGAGGACCUCUUUAAAACAAGUGGCUGAUCAUCCUUUGAUAGGUCCUAUUCACUACAUGUUAAUGCAUAUGACUUCUCAUUAAAAGUGGCAGAUUCCAGAGGUUCCAGUCAAGAUGGCAGAAUAGACUGUUCCCAGGUCACUCUUUCCCACAAAUCAAUUUACAA
Molecule: messenger RNA, 1055 nt
Organism: Galeopterus variegatus (Sunda flying lemur)
Lineage: Eukaryota; Metazoa; Chordata; Mammalia; Dermoptera; Cynocephalidae
Gene: GSDMB
Product: gasdermin B
Biological process (GO): defense response to bacterium; pyroptotic inflammatory response
Molecular function (GO): phosphatidylinositol-4,5-bisphosphate binding; phosphatidylinositol-4-phosphate binding; phosphatidylserine binding
Source: RefSeq, a predicted model, not a curated record